AUGGGUUUGAACAUCGUGCAAUUAGGCCUUCGCGCCUGGCAGUUCCUUUGGACCCUCCUCAUCAUGGCCCUCGUCGGCAACAUGAUCGCCGACUCUAUCUCCGGCAACCCAUCGACAGUUAACUACGCGAUUUUCUGUUCUGUCUUCUCGAUGCUCACGCUCUUCUAUACGAUCCCCGCAUCCUUCAACAUCAACUGGGCCGGCCACCCGAUCAUCAUGAUCGUCACUGACGCCCUUAACACCGUCUUCUUCUUCUGCGCCGCUAUCGCGCUCGCAGCCAAGCUCGAGUGCCACUCCUGCAACAACAAGUCUUACCUUGUUAGCAACGAGAUCACCAACGGCGCAACCAACAUGACCAAGCGCUGCCGCGAGGCCCAAGCCUCCACCGCCUUCCUCUGGUUCGCGUGGGCCGGAUACAUGGCCUCGGUCGUGGUGUCCGUAUUCAUGUCUCGCGCGGCGACAACGAGCGUGCGCAGCCGCACCGGUAGCCGUCGUGGUGGUGCGCCCAGCAUGGCGCAAGUCUAA
Penicillium salamii is the source of this 525-nucleotide messenger RNA. The record is from the annotation of a GenBank genome assembly. NCBI's taxonomy places the organism in Eukaryota, Fungi, Ascomycota, Eurotiomycetes, Eurotiales, Aspergillaceae.